Molecule: messenger RNA, 618 nt
Organism: Lachancea dasiensis
Lineage: Eukaryota; Fungi; Ascomycota; Saccharomycetes; Saccharomycetales; Saccharomycetaceae
Source: the annotation of a GenBank genome assembly
AUGGUCUAUUCAAUUACCCCCAUUGAACGGAGCACCAACAAGGUAGCGAAAGGUUUCAGGAAGCCUGGCGGCUUCACAGGUUUCUGCCGACAAGGACUUGGUCAAGAGGGAAUAACGGAACGGAGAAGAGCUGACGAAAUAAGGGCCCUUAAGAAGGAAAGUGCUUCGAUAGAGAGUGCAAUAAAGGUUCUUAACAAGCAUGAGAAAGAACAAGAAGUCCAACUGUUGAUAGAUAAAUGGAAAGCUAUCUGUCAAGGAGCAAUGGCGUUUCUUAUGAAUUCGACGCUUCUAAAGAUAGGGAAAAUGGGUGGCUAUGAAGAAUUAGUCAAAAAAGAAGUUGAAGCUGAAAAGCGCAAGUUCGAGUACCAGUUUUCUGAUCAGCUAGAGAACGAAAUUGACGGUAUUCUAGAAUCUGACGAUUUCAAAAUGCUAUCAGAAUACGACCAAGAAGACCUCAGGCGGCAAAUGGAACUGAAACGAGAAGAAAGUAAAGCUUUCCAACAAAGAGAGCUUGAAAAACUGGAUGCCAAAACUACAAGUUGCGCAGAAGGGGAGCUUACUAUGGAAGAGCUUGCCAAGAGGCUCAAGGUUGACUACAAUCUUAUCUUUGGGGAAUGA